AGUCAACACCGCGAGAUUUCCAUCGUCACCGGCACUUACAAUGGCACUCCCGUCUCUGUUGUGAGUACAGGUAUGGGCGCGGGCAGUGUGGAGAUUGUGAUAAAUGAGAUUCAUGUCUUGAAGGAGUAUGAUAUGGCUCGCCGUGCUUGGCGUCCACGUGCGGGGGAUUCUGCGGUUGAGGGAAAAGAGGCGAACACCGCCGAGUUAUUUGAUCCCGCAAGUGUGAAAAUAAUUCGUGUGGGGACGUGCGGUUCGCCCAUGCCUACAAUGCCCGUCACGGCCCUUGCGGUGACUCGCUAUGCCAUUGGGAUGGAUAACUCUUGUCUUUUCUAUAAGGCCCCGGAAAUCGCGGCACUGCCGGAUCUGCAGGAAGUCCGCCGGGCCGUACGCGAACACACCGGACUGCGGGAUUUUGACAUUUACGUCGCCAAGGCCCAUCCCACCAUCACACAGGGCAUUGUGAACGCCUGUGAGGCUCUCAACCGCAAACUCGGAGCUGCAACUUCAUCUACAGACAGUCAAACCCCGCAGGCAUGUGUGGUGGGAGCGACGGCGACGACGAGUGGCUUCUACGCACCGCAGGGACGAGUGGUGGGCCGUUUUCACAAUCACAUUACGGUGCCGAAUUUGGUGGAUGAACUUGGGCAACUCCGCAUGAAUGUGAGUGAAGGCACAGAGGUGGUGGCGAAUAUCGAGAUGGAGACCAGUGUCGUUUGCUAUCUUUCGCAGUUGUUGGGAUAUCGGGCCGGGGCGGUGUGUGUUGUUGUCGCGAAGCGUGCGGGGGAGAAGCGGGAAACUGCCUCCGUCGAACAGACAAAGAAAGCCGUCUCUAAUGCCGUUCGGGUGGCACUAGAGGCUAUUGUUGCUAUUUAA
Messenger RNA from Trypanosoma theileri, 873 nucleotides. Its product is annotated as nucleoside phosphorylase. The record is from RefSeq and is a predicted model, not a curated record. The transcript has a single exon. Gene Ontology annotation, cellular component: cytosol. Gene Ontology annotation, biological process: uridine catabolic process. NCBI's taxonomy places the organism in Eukaryota, Euglenozoa, Kinetoplastea, Trypanosomatida, Trypanosomatidae. Gene Ontology annotation, molecular function: uridine phosphorylase activity. The annotation marks the transcript as partial.